CAAGCUAAUGCUAAAAAAAAAAAAAAACAGAGAAAGAAUGACGACAGAAGCAAAGAGUACAGAAGCUUCUUCAUCAAUGGCGAAUCAUGUCCCCGCCAGUUUCUUGACUAGAGCCAAUGCCUUGUUCAGAAAAAACUUAACCUAUCAGAAACGGAACAUAUGGAGUAACGUUCGGCUCAUAGUGAUCCCUUUCUACCUCUGCGUACUUCUAGUAGGGAUUCAAGUCUUGUUCGAUACUCAGGUUAAUAACUCUGCUGAUAACCGUUGCGGUUGUCGAUGCAUCGAGAAAAAUGGAGAUGGCAAAUGCGAAACAAAGAGUUGUGGUUUAGAGUAUUCAUCUCUGACUCAAGCCUCCUUUUGUGCUUUCCCUAACCCUCCACCUUUGCUCCCGUUACUACAAAUCCCUCGUCCUGAAACGCGUUCAGUUGUUGAUCCUGUCCGUGGCUCAUGCAGACGAACAGGAUCUUGUCCUGUUACUAUACUUGUUACUGGAAAUAACCAUUCUCUUGGAGCAAGUAUGUCUUUAACUAAUUUACUUCAUCUUUAUCUCAGAAUCUUCUCAGUGAACUCCUCUGACCUGUACUUGCGUAAUCUCGCCUAUGAUGUCUUGGGUACAACAUCAGAAGCAGACUACACCAAUUAUCUUGAUCCAGGGUUACACUCUGAUCUUCCCAUUUUCCAAAUCCGACCUCGGUGCAUGCCAUCCACCAACUUGUCAUUCUUGUUCCGACAAACACCUCUCACGUUUCAUAAAGAGGUGAGAUGCCUUCAAGGAUUGAGUCUCUGGAGAAAUAGCUCCGUAGAGGUCAACGAUGAGAUCUUCAAGGGUUAUCUUCAAGGAAAUCCUAAAAAGAUCACCAAUGAGGUCGCUGCAGCAUACGAUUUUUUGAACACCGAUAAGAAAAACUUCAAUGUGAGCAUCUGGUAUAACUCUUCCUACAAGGGAGAAUUUAAAAUACAAGAUAGGCGAGUAAACUAUGUCCGAGUUCCUCGCUCAGUAAAUUUAGUUUCAAAUGCUUACCUUCGGUUCUUGCGUGGACCGGGGACAAAGAUGUUAUUCGAUUUUGUGAAAGAAAUGCCUAAACAAGAAAGUAUACUUCGUGUUGACAUAGCAUCUGUCAUUGGCCCCGUGUUCUUAACAUGGGUUAUUGUUCUUUUGUUCCCUGUGAUUUUGAACUCAUUGGUGUAUGAGAAGCAGGAACGUCUAAGAAUUAUAAUGAAAAUGCAUGGCCUAGGAGAUGGUCCAUAUUGGAUAGUAACCUACGCAUAUUUUCUAGUCAUAUCUACGUUGUACAUUAUAUGCCUGAUAAUAUUUGGCUCAGCAAUAGGACUAAAGAUCUUCCGGUUUAAUGACUACAGUAUCCAGUUCGUUUUCUAUUUUCUCUGCAUCAAUCUGCAAAUCUCCCUUGCCUUUCUAGUUUCUUCAGUAUUUGCAAAGGUUAAGACAGCAUCAGUUGUUGCUUACCUAUACGUGUUUGGAUCCGGGCUCUUGGGCGGUUCCCUCUUCCAGUUUCUGUUGGAAGGUUUAUCAUUUCCAAGACGCUGGAUUUUUGUUAUGGAGUUAUAUCCGGGCUUCUCUUUAUACCGUGGGUUGUAUGAGUUCUCUGUGUAUGCUCUAAAGAGAAACUUGAACGGGAGUGAUGGAAUGAAGUGGAAACAUUUUAGUCAUAGUGCAAUGGAUGAAGUUUUCUACAUCAUUAUUGUUGAGUGGUUUCUCACACUUAUUGCAGCAUACUAUAUGGACCGAGUUUCUUCAUCCGCGAAAGACCCUUUCCUUUUCUUGAAAAAAGCUUUCAAGAAAUCUACUUCUCCUCAAAGGCAUAGCUUACAGAGAAAAGGACCUGCUGUUUCAAUAGAAAUGGAGAAACUAGAUGUUGCUCAAGAGAGUGAAAAAGUCAAGCAGUUGAUGCUUGAGUCGAGCACAAGCCAUGCCAUUGUAUGUGACGACCUGAAGAAGGUGUAUCCAGGUAGGGAUGGGAAUCCGCCUAAAAUGGCCGUUCGAGGGUUAUCUCUCGCUGUGCCUUCAGGAGAAUGCUUUGGCAUGUUAGGACCCAAUGGUGCAGGGAAGACAUCCUUCAUCAAUAUGAUGACUGGGCUUGUGAAACCAACAUCCGGAACAGCUUUUGUCCAAAGUUUGGACAUAUGUCAAGAUAUGGAUAGAGUAUACACUAGCAUGGGUGUAUGCCCACAACAUGACUUGCUUUGGGAAACGCUGACAGGAAGGGAACAUCUGCUCUUUUACGGAAGGCUUAAAAAUCUUAAAGGCUCUGAUCUCCACCAUGCUGUAGAAGAGUCUCUUAAGAGUGUGAACCUGUUUCGAGGAGGAGUUGCUGAUAAACCUGCUGGGAAAUAUAGUGGAGGCAUGAAAAGGCGGCUAAGUGUAGCCAUUUCACUUAUUGGGAGCCCUAAGAUGGUUUAUAUGGAUGAGCCAAGCACAGGACUUGAUCCAGCUUCAAGAAGGAGCCUAUGGACAGCCAUCAAAUCCGCAAAAAAACACACCGCGAUAAUCCUCACUACACAUUCAAUGGAAGAAGCAGAGUUUCUUUGUGACCGGUUGGGGAUUUUUGUAGACGGAAGGUUACAAUGCAUAGGUAAUCCAAAAGAGCUAAAGGGAAGGUAUGGUGGAUCUUAUGUGUUUACGAUGACAACAUCCUCAGAACAUGAGAAAGAUGUGGAGUUGUUGGUUCAAGAUGUUUCUCAAAACGCCAAGAAGAUAUAUCACAUAGCAGGGACACAAAAAUUUGAGAUCCCAAAAGCUGAAGUUCGCAUCUCACAAGUGUUCCAAGCGGUGGAGAAGGCAAAAGGAAAGUUCAAGGUGUUUGCUUGGGGACUUGCGGACACAACUCUUGAAGAUGUUUUCAUUAAGGUUGCUAGAACUUGUCAGACCUCUAAUAUCCUCUCUUGAAUCUUCCGAAGAUUAAUCAUUUGAAGAUAGUUAAGCAUCAACAUUGGCUUGUUCAUGUUUGAUAAAAUUGGCCAUGCAUAGGUUUGAUCAUUUAUUUACAUUACAGUAAAACCUCUAUAAAUUAAUAAUGUUGGGACCA
Messenger RNA from Capsella rubella, 3044 nucleotides. RefSeq names its product ABC transporter A family member 4. Gene Ontology annotation, biological process: lipid transport; transmembrane transport. NCBI's taxonomy places the organism in Eukaryota, Viridiplantae, Streptophyta, Magnoliopsida, Brassicales, Brassicaceae. Gene Ontology annotation, cellular component: membrane; intracellular membrane-bounded organelle. Gene Ontology annotation, molecular function: lipid carrier activity; ABC-type transporter activity; ATP hydrolysis activity. Bases 8 to 2905 code for a protein of 965 amino acids. The transcript has 16 exons. The record is from RefSeq and is a predicted model, not a curated record.